Messenger RNA from Prorocentrum cordatum, 903 nucleotides. Lineage: Eukaryota; Dinophyceae; Prorocentrales; Prorocentraceae. The record is from the annotation of a GenBank genome assembly.
AUGGCGUGCCCCCCAGGCGUCCUCAGUAGCGUCUGGAGCUGGUGGCAGAGCCAGACGCGCGAGCAGCGCAAAGGCCAGGACGGAGAAUCGAUGGAGGACGAGAGCUCGAAGUUCGACCCCAAGAAAGCAACCCUCAACCGAGUUCGGCGUCGACGGGGUGCCGCGUUCAAGGAAAAGACGGCGCCCAAGAUGAGCCAGGAAAUGAAGGACUUGCUUCUCGUCAUCCUGAGGGCGACGUACCAGAACACCAGGCAGGUGCGCGAGCUCAAGGGAUGCAUCAUCACGACAGUGAAAGUGGACGACACCGACCCCCUGGUGGAGGCGAUCGAGACGGAGAACCGCAGCUACGCCAAGAUGAUCCGCCAAGAAGGAGAAAAUCACGGAAAGGGCCCCCCAGCCCCAGGCGCAGCGAUGGCCAUGAUGGAAUCCUUGGUGAAGCAGGACAUUGGAGCCAAGAGCAAGGAAGAGUUAACGGCGGCGAUCCAGGCGAUCAACGAGCUCGACGCGUACGAGGCCCAGGACAUGUUCCCGAUAUGCAAGGUCGAGAAGGCGUACAAGAGCGGCACCGCGAAGAUCAUGUACCACUGCCGCGACAUCUCAGUACGCCAGAAGAUCAUGACUGCCCUUCACAACGCCAGCAAGCCGGCCUGCCUGGGCCCUGCCCCCGCGGGCUUCGUGGAGGACGAGCUGGCCCUCUACAUGGAUGCGCUGGCCAACGAUAUAGAUGGACGGUCGAUGAGGAUGCUGAAAGCCACUCCAGCUCAGAGCCAGUGCUACCACCUUCACGACUUCGGUCAUUUCAUGUGGGAAAUCUCGAGCUGGUGCAAGCAGUGGCUCGAGCAGCUCGGCGCCGCCAUGUGCACCACCCUGCACGGCACCGAGUGCAACUACUUCGACUUCUGA